Molecule: messenger RNA, 723 nt
Organism: Schistosoma guineensis
Lineage: Eukaryota; Metazoa; Platyhelminthes; Trematoda; Strigeidida; Schistosomatidae
Source: the annotation of a GenBank genome assembly
AUGGUGAACAACGAAAUGAAUCAAACAAUCAACAUAAGCUCAGACGACUGGUAUUUGGUGAAUGUGAAACAAGGAGGAUUUUAUCGGGUUCACUACGCUGACAAUAACUGGGUCUUAUUAAUCAAUCAAUUGCAAAGGAAUUUCACGGCUAUUCCAGUCUUCUCACGCGCACAAAUAUUGAAUGAUUUAUUCAGUCUAGCAAAUCAACAUAUCGUACCGUAUACUCUUUUCCUGAACGCGACAAGAUAUUUAAACUGUGAAGAUGAGUUUCUUGUAUGGAUAACAGCUAGUCGAGCGCUGCUUUACAUUAACAAGGUGCUUGCUCUGAAUGAGAAUUAUGAAGAUUUCCAAGCAUACUUGCGAACUCUUAUCGAUAACCGAAUUCGAUCAGCGAAUUGGUCAUUUGUUGGUGAAGGUCAAGAUCUUCCAAAGAUACGUUUAGACUAUAAUGUGAUCAAACUCGCUUGUAUAGCUGAACAUCAUCUUUGUGUGAACAAAACUACGGAUCUCUUCAGACAAUGGAUGUCGAAACCCGAAACGAACCCCAUACUACCUGAUUUGAGAGACAUUACUUAUUGUACAGCUAUUCGUCAUGGUGGUCAUGAAGAAUGGAAAUUUUUAGAAAGUCAGCUGAUAUUGAAUGAAACUGUGAAUGAGAUUGAGAAUGAAAACAAGAUGCUGGCAUUAACGUGUUCUCGCGAUAAAGAAAUUAUGAAAAGGUAA